AUGAACCAUCGGAACAGCUCCAACUCGGCUGAUUUCCUGCACUGCCAUUGUUGUCAUCGGGUAAGCAGUUCGAUGAAGAGUUCAACCAACUAUUUGUUUCGUUUCAGCCCUACUCUAACGACAUUUUGCCUGUAAAUUUGCUCAAUUCGGUUUGCUGUAAGUCAUGCGUUCGAGAUCUGGUAAAACACCCCGAUGGCAAGGUAAGCCCAUGUUUUGUUGUUUGAUUCCGAUUUUAGAUUAAAUGCCCGAGGGAUGCGGAGAAAUACCCAGUGAAUACAGCGUUUCUACAGAUCUUAGGACUUCCAUCGCCCGGGUUUUCUUUAGCCGACCAUCUAAAUGACGCCAAUGAGAAAGAAGUCGCAAGGAAUAUUGAGAAGAUACUGCUAACUCUCUCAGAUUUCUUCAAGAUUACUUUCUCAGAUGGCCCCGUCGAAGUUGUGAAUGAUACUUUGUCAAAGUUUGUUCAAAAACGAAUUAUUGGCAUUUUAUCUGCGCCUAUCUUGCUGCCUGACGGCCGUCAUUAUGUGGUAAAAUGCUCCAGGAAUCUGGUCGAAAGGAUUGUAACUGAGCUGGUGCUGAGUCGACAGACCUCGGCUCACAUCUCGUCCGCACUUUGGUCGGCUGUAAGAGCAAGAGGAUGCCAAUUUUUGGGACCGGGUAAGAAGAUUAUGGAUAAUAUGAAUUUUGAUGUCUGAAUCAUUUGUUUUUCACCAGAUUUUGCGCUUUUGUGGAUGAAUGGUUGUUUAAUGGUUCGAAAAUGUUUUAGCAAUGCAAGCCGAAGUUCUUCGUCUGGUUCUUCAAGCUCUAUCGGAAGGAGAAUUGAUCGCAAGAAAAACACUGGUCCUCUUCAUAGUCGAAGCAAUGGCCGAAGGUUUUCCUCAGGUCUCAAAAACCUGUGUAGGACACGUUGUUCAACUCCUCUACAGAGCCAGCUGUUUUAAUGUGAGUUUUUUAUAUUAUACUUGGUAGUUUUGAUGUUUAGGUGAUCAAAAGGGAUGGAGAAUCUUCGCUGAUGCAGUUGAAAGACGAAUUCCGGCAGUAUGCCGCGUUGAGAAGAGAACAUGACUCACAGAUUGUUCAGAUUGCCCUGGAAGCGGGACUCAGAAUAUCUCCGGACCAAUGGUCCCAAUUGUUAUAUGGCGAUGCUAGCCACCGCCAACAGAUGGAUCUGAUUGUUGAGCAGCUGACGGAACCGCAUUCUCUAACUCAGAACGAGCUCCAAGCUCUGAAACAGAUUCUGGAAGAGAAUGCUGACGAUGAGAAGGAAACGGAUCUUGUUUUAAACGGAAUGUCAGAUGUUUUGAAGUCCGAGCUGAAGGAAAGAUUUGAUUUGUAUGAUGUCCUGGGUAUUCUGAGGAAUGUAGAAGCGAUUGUAAACAAAUACGCGCAGAUCACAAGAGCGUAAGGAAAAUUUUUAUAUUUUUUGUUUAGUGCAAUAUAGAUUUUGAUGUUUUGGUUUUAAAAAUAAUGUUUUAGCAAGAAUUUUGAUCCGAAGGGUAUAAGGAAGACCGACUUGAAGGUUGUGGCACCGGUUAAUGGACAGAGAAUGUAUAAGACGCGGUUUUGCAGGUAAAAAUUUGGAUUUUUAUUUUUAUGGCCUAGUGUAAUAUAAAUAUUGUAUGAAAAUGACGUGAAAUUCAAAUUGCUUGGUGAAGCAUUGCCGAUUAUGAUGUUAUUCACUGGUUUCUUUUCAGAGAUGUGAUGGUUGGUCGCCCAUGCCCUCGAGGCGAUAGAUGCACCUAUGCCCAUUCGUCGACGGAAAUCCGCGGUAACUCGGGUCAAGGUGAGUUUACGGAAGAAACAAUGGACGCAGAAUGUCCUGAAACUCAAUCGGAUCAAUAUUUAACGGCCAGUAAUUUAUGGGUGAAAUUACCUUAUUUAGGUAAUUUUGGUGUCAUGUGGAAUAUAGAAAGGGAGAUUUGAGACUGUUGUGAUGGUCUAUUAGGGUAUUGGUAGAUGUAUUAUUGUAGUAGCCUGUCUAUACUUUCAGGAAUGCCGAUGGAAACCCCGUUAAUGCCCCAUCAAUUCACUUCCGUCGACGUUUUGACCCAUCAAUUCAAUGAGGUCCAGCUCGACGCCCAACAAAACAUUCCUCAGCAACUUGCACCUCAAGACAUGAUGGAUCAAGGCCUUGUCAUGGACGGUGGAUUCCAUCCGGCGAACCCAAAUAACAACGGUCCGCCGGUUGUUGUUCCAGUUGUUAUGCACCAUCAGGAUAUGCAAAGUGGAUUGGUACAGCCGAGCUUGACUCAUGCAUUGAUGGUGAGUUUAAAGGUGAUUAGAGAGGAUGAGUAGGGCUAAUGAUUAGGUUGGUGAAGGUAUGAAAAAGGUGUAGGGACUUUUUUCAUAUUGUAGUAGAUGGUAAAUUAUUUUAGAUAUUUAACAUGUUUGUGGGGGUUUGGAAUUUUGGCGGGGUAGAUAUUUGACGUUGUUUUUGAUGAAUUUUAUUUAUUUUUUUGCACUUCAGAUACCCAACAACGAUCCAAACUCUGGUGGCACCCUCCUCUUGCCAUCGGACUCAUCCAAUCCAGUCCCUCAACAAAUGCCCGUCCAGCUGACCCCGAUGAUGCCAAAUGAUGUUGGCAUGGUCCCCCUCCUCUCGAACACGGUCCUGGUCCCAACUCAGCCCAUGAACCCACCAAUGGUCACUCAGCCCGUCCCUCAAGGCAUGCAAAUGGCCGGCGGAACCCCGGUCCCACCAACUCUUCAGGCCCCAUUGGCUGGCCAGAUGCCGGUCCAACUCAACGGACCUGUUCCAGUUGGAGCACAGGUCCCAGUCGGACCGCCGGGCCACCCGAUGCCCCAGACUGUGGCCCCCACUGCGAUGAUGUUCAACCAGAACACCUUCUGGUACUCGGAACAGUGAGUUGGUCUAAUCAGACGUCUCUCUCGUUGUCUUUGUCCCUUCUUUUCCACUCUGUCUAUGUUUUGUCUGCACCCUCUGCAUUUCUGCGCUAUAUUUUGUAACUUUUAGGCGAUUUUUUUUUGUCGGAGUUAUGAGUUUUUUUGAAAAGACGGUGAAAAAUCGAAAUUUUUUGGUGUUUUAGUCUAAUUGGUGGUUUUUUAGUGAUUUUUAGCGAAAUAGGAGAUAAGGAAUGAGUUAAAACUUUGUUUAUUUUACGACUUUUAACCAAGGAUUUAAAAUUUUUACAACUUUUUGAUCGAUUUUUUGGAUGUAUGUCAAGUACAAUAUUGUAGUGUAACUUGCACCCACAGCGUGUUUAUAGAGGGAAUUGGGUACUUUUAUUGCGUAGAGAAUGUCUGAAGCCGCCUUUAUCAUACGUUAAUAUAGAAUCACAGGUCGUUGUUUUGUAAUACUUAUAUCGUAUUUUAGUUGAUAACUCGAGUUGAACGGCGUUUUUUUGUCUGCUUUUACUACUACUAUUUAGACGUUUUUUUUAUUUGUUGGUUGUGUUGUUGGUUUCUGUGAAACUCAAGCACCAGUCAUCUUAAUAUUUAUCUUAUUCGUUGAAUAUUUUUGCCGUAUAUAAACAAGCCAAUAGUUGAAAGAUUGGACUCGGCAUUGUUUGAAAAAAAUAUUUUUUUUUUGGUUUUUUGAAUUUAAAAUUUUAGUGGAUGAUUAAAAAAUGUUUAGAAGUAAAAUGGGUGUGAUUUAGAGGACUUAGAAGCCAUUUUCGAGGGGUUAGUUUGGGUGUGGUAAGGACCAAGGCAAAAAAUUUGAGAUUUUUCAAGUUUUGAAAAUAGUAAAAUUGUAUGGUAAAAAGCCCUAUUAUAGAAGUAAUUUAUUAGGAUUAACCCAAUUUGCAGCAUUUCAGGUCAUUUUGACUCCAUUUUCAUAUUGAAAAUGGUCAAAAUACCCCCGUUUUUUUGAAUAUUUUACCCUUAUUUUUUUCGGAAAAUGUGAUAUUUUGUAUGAAAUAUUUGUUUUCUGAAUAAACUUUUUACUGUUUUCUCUCGUACUCGGCUUGUUUUCUCACUACUCUAAAAAAUGUUGCUGUAUUUUUAUUCAAUUUCUUAAGUUUUUUUUUAAUUUUUAUUAUUUUUUUUGAAUGUUUCUCAGGAGUUUCCAUAUUCGAUUUUUUUGAUGUUUGAUCUGUGAUUUUGAUUGUGUUCGGAUUAUUUUGCGAUAAUUAUUUGUGUAUAAUUUUAGUUUCUUGCCUCGUUCCGAGCAUAAAUCCUCGUCCGGCCAACAGUUCGGCUCCGGCCAUGUGCAUCGGCCGGCCGAGUCGGCGCUCCGCUUCCCCGAUUCCAUCUGGGAAAUGCACGAUGAUCAGAUGUUGUUGGCGAGAAGGAAUGAAAUCGUCUCGUAAGCUUUUGAUUGGGAAAAUUUAUGUUACACUUGACAAAAAAUUUUCAAAGUGAAGAUUUAUUUUCUUUUAGAUGUCUAAAUAAAAUGAUGAGAGACGAUGUGAUGACUACGGAGGACGACGACGACUCCAGGAGGUAAGAAAGAUCGAAAAAUUUUUUUAAUUCGAGACCGGACCUUAUUUUUGGCAAAAUUUUGUUUUUGGUCGAAAAUUAUUUAAGAACGGGUUUAAGGAUGCGAAUUGCUGUGUUCAUAUGAGAAAUUAGAGUGGAUAAUAUCAUUUUUUGCAGUUUUUUGUGAGCAGUUUGAUUAGUUUUGGAUAAAAAAAUUAUUUUUUGGACCUUAUUUUAGUGAAAAUGUUGAAAAUUUUUAGAUUCCGUUUUUUUGUUGUAUAUGAUCUAUAAGUCUGAAUUUAUAUACUUGAUUAUAAUUCCAGCCAUGUCUCCUACACUGUGGCGAACUCGGUUCUCUUCGACGAAUUCGAUAUGAUCCCAAAUACGAAGCUGGAACUGCCCCCCUUACCCUCUCUGAACACCCUCCCGAUUUCAUUCGCCGACGCCGGCAUUGUCCCACCCCCGGUGUUCCCCGCCGGCACACCCCGCGACCUAUGUCAGCCCGGCUCCACGGGCUCGGAUUCGAAGUCUCGGCUCGAUUCCAUGAGCUCGGCCGACUCCCAGUUCAACAACGAGUUUAAUUCCCCGAAAAAGAUCUCAACCUCCUCGAUCCCGACCAGCCUCUUCGGAACGUCACCUCAGAAUGUCCUCAACAUGGUCAAGACGAUGUGCCCGACCACAAUGUUCACUCAGAAAUCGACGGCCCCGGCAACAGUGCAGGCGGAUUGCUCCGUCAUGAAUGUGAAGGAUAUGUUCGAGAAACCGCUCGUGAUUUCGACUAUUCAACAUAGUAAUUGUAGGUUGGGAGGGAAUGGGAAAUGGUUUUGGGGAUCUACAGGGAUUUUUGGUGUUAUUUUAGGUGGUUGAAACAGAAUGCCAAAAAAUUUUGGUUUUAGCGGGAAAUUGUAAAUUUAAAAAAUGUUAAAAAUUGAUGAUGUGAAAGUUCAAAAUUAAAUUUUUGGAACCUCAAAUGAAGGUUUAUACAUGAUUUUGAGCCGUUUUUUAGAGCUUUUUGUCAAGUGUAAUAUAAAUUUUUCGAUGUUUUAACUUUUUUUUGGGCUAGCUUACAAUAAGGCUUACGGUGGAAAUGCAGUCUUUAUUCGUUGUUUAGGCUAUGAUUUUGAAUUGUUAAACGUUUUAUAGAAGGUCUAUCUAAAAUUAACUUUUUCAGUAUCUCCCCAAGCCUCUUUCGAAAUGGUGGACCCAAUAAACAUGGUGGACCACGUACCGCAAGUAAUACGACCGUUGUCCCUCAAAUCCGACCCCCAACACAUUGUGUCGGCGACGCUGGACCGAAUCCUGAACGUGAAGGAGCGCAUCUACGACGUGGACAAGAUUGGCGGAUCGGGUUCGGCGGUGGAGAAGGCCCAACUCAAACUGGAACUGAACAUUGUGAACCGGCAGAUCAACUCGUUGGACACCCCCACCCAACAAAGCUGUCUUCUCAAGGAGCUGGAAGCGGUGGACAAGCAGAUCGAGGACAUGAAUGUGGUCGCAUGA
Messenger RNA from Bursaphelenchus xylophilus (pine wood nematode), 5880 nucleotides. The record is from the annotation of a GenBank genome assembly. NCBI's taxonomy places the organism in Eukaryota, Metazoa, Nematoda, Chromadorea, Rhabditida, Aphelenchoididae.